CCUCCACGGGAGACAGCAGGGAAGGAAGCGAGAAGCUCGCGAGUGGGCGGGUGACACAAUGUAGCUGGUCCAGGAGGAGGGACACCAGGAGGGGCCUGGGUCUCCAAGUCUGAGUAGCUGGACCCCGGCUACCGAAACUAAAGAGGCGCCGCAUCUCUGCUGCAUACAGCGAAUGCAGAUCGGCUUGGCCACGACCAGCGCAGUGGGGUCGCCACAUGGAGGUGCAGCUCAGGGUCCCCCAGAGAGCUCAGAGCCACCCGCACCCAAUGCCCCUGCGCCUCAGUCUGGGCUGCGCGCUCCCGAGACGCUGCUUCCGCUGCGCUCCGCUCCCAGGCCCGGGCUCGGGAUACCCCGACCCUCCGCGGCUCCUCCAGCCUGGCUGCAGCGGAGGCACGCGAUCGCGUUCCAGGAUUCAGCCCCCAAAUCUGCGCGGGACGGAGCGGUGGGCGCUGACCGUGUUGGGGGUCCAGGGCGAUGGGAAUCAGGGCGGUGCGCAGGGCAGGUUCCACCCCUAGGAGCUCCAGGAACGCGGGGCGUGGCCUGCCCAGAGCUGAGACACAGCGCCCUCCUCGCGCCGUGGCGAAGUUGUGCGAAAAGUUUGAGGCCAGAGGGAGGGAUCCCUGGGAGUCACUGCCAACCCAGUGCUCAGUUGUCCGUGUUUGCGGGGCCGCCACACGCCACUAUAGGGACCGGCAUGGGCGCCUUCCCGAGCACACCAGACAGACUGGGUAGGGACGCCCUCCCUGCCCUCCGGUGGCUGAUAGAGCCUGAGCUGCUCGCCUUCGUGAGGCCCCGGGGGACGGCCACACAGCCAGCCUGCGGCUUUCGUGUUCACUCGCGCUCUGGAAGUUGUGGGUCCCGCUUUGCUCCCACGCGCGCAGGACGCAUCCCGGCUGAACCGACCCUUGGAGAUGCGCGGCGCCCGGGCUCAGCCUAGGAAGGGGACGCAGCGUCUGGGCUGACUGGGACACACACAGUUCUUUGUCCCAGAUCCAGCGCCUCUCAAAGUCCGCUAGGGGAUUUUGACGCAACUGGACCCUCCACCAACAUCGAAGGGUGAAGAGAUGGCGGGUCGGAGGGAGCCGCGGAUCUGGCCGCCUCCGAGAAUGAUGCGGGUGCUCUCCCAGCCCUGGCUCCGGGCGGAGAGGGUGAGCCCCACAGUCAGUCGCCCGACGCCCUCCUGGGCAGCACCGAUAACGAGCUGAAGGCAGGAGCCGCCGUUACCUCGAGCAGUGCCGGGACAGCACCGGUGGCCUCCUGGCAGAGGGAGCCCCGAGACGGGGCUAUGGAUCCAGGUUUGUGGGGUACAUGGCUGGGAAAGGCUAAAGGGGAUCCCCUUUCCCUAGAAGUGUUGGAGCACAUAAAGAAGGCUGGGGACGCUGGAGAGAAACAAUGCCCUUAUUGGGCCAGGAGUCAGCUGGCCCUGAGCCAAGGAAAGAGGAAUGGGGUGUCUCACCCCCCC
This is a messenger RNA of Nannospalax galili (Upper Galilee mountains blind mole rat), 1462 nucleotides long. RefSeq names its product translation initiation factor IF-2-like. Lineage: Eukaryota; Metazoa; Chordata; Mammalia; Rodentia; Spalacidae. The transcript has 2 exons. The record is from RefSeq and is a predicted model, not a curated record. The coding region runs from base 173 to 937 and encodes 254 amino acids.